UGUGUCGGUUACCAGUGUGUUUUCCGGAAAAUAACAUGGCUGUGACAAGAACAAAACUGUUCUGGUGGCACCUUACAGAAUUGGAGGUCACCCUAAACCAGGCUUGGAUAGCUCUGGCACAUGAAACUUUGUAGACUUUGCCUCUCUCAUCUCUCAAACAUUCUUAGACCAGCAGGGAUUAACAGAGGUCUCCAGUCUUGGCUUGGGCUACUUAGAUUCCUUUAGCGAUUCUGAAGUGAAAAGCAGGUUCCUCAGACCCCUGGUUUGCAUUGUUUAGGAGUAGUUAUAUUUAUACAGUUCUAUAAUUACAUUCAACCCAUUGAAGGCAACCACAGGGCUGAUGUAGCCCGCAGUAAAAAUGAGUUUGACACCCAUGGCUUAGGACCUAAAGGAAGGUCCGUCUGUGUGUGUGUGUGCCCGCGCUUCCUUGGGAGAUGUCCAAUGUUUCCAAUUAUGCCCUUCGAAUGGCCCGGCUGAGUGCUCAGAUAUUCGGAGAAGUUGUUAGGCCAACUGACUCAAAAUCAAUGAAAGUAGUGAAGUUAUUCAGUGAGCAGCCUCUGGCCAAGCGGAAGGAGGUCUACAGCUGGUAUCCUCCUCACAACACCUACUAUGCCCUCAUGAAGAAACUCCGUUACUUUGGUCUCUACAGGGAUGAACAUCAGGACUUUAAGGAGGAGAUGAGGCGAUUGAAAAAGCUCCGUGGGAAGGAAAAACCAAAGAAAGGAGAAGGAAAGAGAGCUCUCAAGAAGAAGUAGUACCACUUGGACAAUAUAAUUAACUAUUCUGGAAAUACUGGAGAACAGCUCUAACUCGGGCUUUCUGUUCCCAGCCAGAGGGGGCUUGGCAUGUUGUGAGCUGUGUGUGGGGCACAAGAAACACCCUGUGAAAUGCUGGAGUCCACCUUGAGAGUGCACUUGGGUCUUUGUGGUUUUACCAGUUUUUAAUUUCUGUACUUCAAAUAUAUUGUAUAUUGUAGCACAUUCAUUUGUCAGAGCCCUCUCUUACCCAAGUAGUAAAAACAACAGUAAAAAAAGAAGUGCUCAGUGGUUUUCUUGCAAACACCUGUAGCUGCUUCAGUUUUUCUGGAUCUGGAAAAUCGCUUGGCUUUCAUUGCCUGUUUUACUUUCUUUCAUUAAUAUCAGCACUGUUUUGCAUGUGGCCACAAAAAAAAAAAGAUAUUUCCUGCUUCUGUUGCUGUGUGUCAUCUUGCCUAUUGUGAGUUUCACUUUAGGUAGCUUGAGUGUUAAUUUAAGUUGCUGUUAGACUCUAUUGUUCUGCAUUUUGCACUGGACAACACUUCAUGGUCCAUUACCUGUCCACAGCACUCUCAUUGUACCCUGAAUAUUUAGAUACUGCAACAGAAGAGGCUGAAAUUUGUUUUUGAGCUUGAGAUCCCCUACUAGUUAAAAUACAGUAAGUUUACUGUAAUAAAAGUAUUUUGAAUUUA
Molecule: messenger RNA, 1447 nt
Organism: Columba livia (rock pigeon)
Lineage: Eukaryota; Metazoa; Chordata; Aves; Columbiformes; Columbidae
Gene: MRPS33
Product: mitochondrial ribosomal protein S33
Exons: 3
Coding region: 435-755 (106 amino acids)
Cellular component (GO): mitochondrion
Source: RefSeq, a predicted model, not a curated record